Molecule: messenger RNA, 2213 nt
Organism: Xenopus laevis (African clawed frog)
Lineage: Eukaryota; Metazoa; Chordata; Amphibia; Anura; Pipidae
Gene: retsat.S
Product: all-trans-retinol 13,14-reductase
Exons: 12
Coding region: 308-2008 (566 amino acids)
Source: RefSeq, a predicted model, not a curated record
AGCCAGAAACUAUAGGAAAGAGAAAGAGCCAUUUAACACCAAUGCAGAUGAACAUGAUUAGCUAGAAUCAAUGGGGCGGCCUAGGGACCAGGAAUGAGCCCCAAACUGCUCAAUCUGACAUCCACAUGCAACAUUUUCUCUUUAAAUGCACUGCUGGUUUCAACCUCCCAAAUUAAGGAAGUUGCUGGUCGAUUUGACAUUUCUUCAACUCCAUAGUGCUCUAUGCUGGACAUGGAUCUGGAAUCCUUCCUAGAAACCCUCUUCUGACUGUAUCCCCUCUAGAGCAGUGACCCCCAAACAGUGGCUCAUGAUCAACAUGUUACUCACCAACCCGUUGCCUGUUGCUCCCAGUGGCCUCAAAGGCUUUUCUCAGAACAAGAUCCCUGCCAGCCUGGAUGCAGUGGUUAUUGGCAGUGGAGUGGGUGGUUUGUCUGUGGCUGCUCUGCUGGCAAAAGCUGGAAAAAAGGUCCUCGUUUUGGAGCAGCAUGAGCAGGCUGGAGGGAGCUGCCAUACCUUCCAACAGCAUGGAUAUGAAUUUGAUGUUGGUAUUCACUAUGUGGGACAAAUGCAUGAAAAUGGAAUGCUGCGUAUUAUUAUGGACCAGUUGACAAAUGGGCAACUUCAGUGGAACCGACUGGCUGAUGAGUAUGAUUCCAUUAUGGUGGGAUCCAGGAGAUACACAAUAAGCGCAGGCAAAAGAGAAUUUCCUGAAAGGCUGAAGAAGCAGUUUCCUGGGGAAGAGGAAGCCAUCGAUAAGUUUGUGGCCUUAAUGAAAAAGGUUGCACGGCAUGUUGCACUCUUAGGGGCUCUGAAGAUAUUCCCUCAAUGGCUGUCACUGUUCCUGCUGCGCACUCGGAUCCUGCACAUCUUCUCCCCGAUCUUCUGGCUCUCAGAGUCCAGUCACCAAGAUGUGUUGAAUAAACUGACCAGCAACAAAGAUCUACAGACUGUCUUCAGCUAUGUAUUCUAUGGUGUUCCUCCCAGUGAUUCCAGCUUUAUGAUCAACUCUCUCCUCAUGCAUCACUACAAGAGAGGGGCAUGGUACCCUCGAGGGGGCAGCAGUGAGAUCGCCUUCCACAUGAUCAAUGUCAUUGAGCGUGCUGGGGGUAAAGUGCUUGUCAAGGCCCCUGUGACACGUAUCCUGUUGAGUAAUGGCAGGGCUACAGGGGUGGCUGUGAAGAAAUCAGGGCAGGAGAUUCAUGUUUCUGCCCCCAUCAUUAUAUCAGAUGCCGGUCUCUUCAAUACUUAUGAACGUCUCCUUCCUCAAGAGAUCAAACAGAAACCAGAAGUUGCCUCCAUUCUCUCCAGCCUGCAGUAUGGCAUGGGUUGCUUCUUGGUUUUUGUUGGUCUCCGUGGGACAAGUGAAGAGUUGGGCUUGAAAUCCAUCAACUACUGGAUGUUCCAAGAUGCUGACAUCAACAGCCUGAUGGGCCAAUACUCUUCUUCAACAUUUGACGAGUUCUGUGAGAAUGUGCCACUAAUGUUUAUAACCUCCCCCUCUGCCAAGGAUCCAACAUAUAAUCUGAGGCACCCUGGUCGUUCCUGUCUGACCCUUCUGACUAUGGCUCCGUAUCACUGGUUCUCAGACUGGAAGGAACAUCAGCCUCGGCACCGCGGUGAUGACUACUACAGCAUGAAGAUGAAACUGGCACAAAUGAUGGUAGAAAGAGCACUAAAGGAAUAUCCACAGCUCGAAGACAAGGUUGAAUACAUGGAAGCUGCAACUCCACUAAGUAACGAGUAUUACCUGAGAGCACCAAAAGGAUCAAUGUAUGGGGCAGAACAAAACUGCAGUCGAUACCAGAGUGAUAUUAUUGUCAAGAUGCGGGCGCAGACAGCGGUGCCAGGGCUUUACCUGACAGGGCAGGACGUGUUUAGCAGUGGUCUGGCGGGAGCAAUACAUGGGGGGCUACUUUGUGCCUGUGCUGUUCUCAACAGGAUUCUGUAUCUGGAUUUAAUCAUCAUGAAGAAGAGACUUAAAAGGCAAUGGAGAAAGAAAAGAGAUUGAUACACAGGCUCACACGCAAACCUAUCCCAGCAUGUGCUUAUGUGUGGCCCCAGCAGCGCACAGGCAGUGGUGCAUAAAUGGAAAUAAAAAUGCACAGCAACAGUGUCGACCCCACUUUGGUUUUCCAAUUUGUAGAAUUAAAGGUUUCCCAAAAGGAGUCAUUCCAACACAUUUCGCACUAAAUUUCCCAGCAUCCCCAAGGAAA